AUGUGGACCAGAUACAACUCGGCCUACUCGAUGACCCCGCUGCUACGCCAAUCCAUAUUCUCUAUAACCUUCCGCUACACCAACAGCAUCAGCAUCGACAACACAGACCCGAUCGUCGUUGGCGUUGUACGUCGCCCCCGCCCGCCGCCGCGCUACACCGCGUACGAACAUACGCACAGUCAUCACCACAACCCGUUCCAGUCCAGGUCAUCGUCAUCGGCCUCCAGCCUCUCCUUUCUCGUAAUGAAUGCUGUCAACGGACUAGCCUACACAGAACACGGCACCACGACCAGAGGAAGAAGCGGCACGCACUAG
Colletotrichum abscissum is the source of this 315-nucleotide messenger RNA. RefSeq lists its product as uncharacterized. The transcript is spliced from 3 exons. Lineage: Eukaryota; Fungi; Ascomycota; Sordariomycetes; Glomerellales; Glomerellaceae. The record is from RefSeq and is a predicted model, not a curated record. The coding region runs from base 1 to 315 and encodes 104 amino acids.